Molecule: messenger RNA, 1138 nt
Organism: Colias croceus (clouded yellow)
Lineage: Eukaryota; Metazoa; Arthropoda; Insecta; Lepidoptera; Pieridae
Exons: 2
Coding region: 271-1053 (260 amino acids)
Source: RefSeq, a predicted model, not a curated record
UCUUUAAGCGCUCCACUGAAACGUGAUUUAGUUUCAGCGUUCGCAUUACAGAGAAGCGAAUCAUUCGAUUUCUAUCACAGUCGCUGCAGUUGACGAGUUAAUUGUUCGUUAAUAGGACGAACAUGAGAUAAGAACAUUUGUAAACCUUGAAGGCACUCGACGUGAGCAACGAAGUGUGCGUUUUGUUAAACUCGGGUUCGUAACGAAGCUUGUUAGUGUAAGAAGAUUGUCAGGUACAGAGGAGACACCUUCUGAGUGAGAACUGAGCAAAUGGAACUAAUGAGUCCGCUAUUGUUGUAUGCGCUACUUACACUCGUGCCACAAGCGUUAGGAAAAAACCGUAUAGGAUUUGCCUAUGAAACGACUAACAACAAUUCCAUGAUUAUAAAAAAGAGGCCACAGGUUGGGAAAAAUAUAAUGUUAAAUGUAAACACGCAAGCUAAUACGAUGAAAUCCAGUGACCUGCAGACCGUGUUCAUAGACCCGUCGUGCCGCAACUGUGCCGCUUGUAUGGAAAGAGCAGUGAACGCGCAUAAAAUACAUAAUCAUGUUGUUAACACUCAAAUGAAUGCCGAUCGCUUCCAAGACAACACCUAUACGAAUCAAGAAAACAUUAUCCGGGAAAGACGUAGUGUGAAAUUCGACAACGUUCCUAAAAUUGAAAAGAAACCUAAAAGGUCGAAGCCUAAACGAAAUAAAUCCGUAUCAGUAAUCAAAUACAAUGAGAAUGGGGAAAUCUACGCGUUGAAAGUGAAAGAGACGAGUAAUCAAUUAAUAGCAGAUCAACAGAACGUUACAAAAAGUUUUUCUUCAACGACGUGCCAAGUGUACAGCGUACAACAAUCUUUGCCCUGCGAAUCGCCCGAAGCUGAUUUAAUUCUGACGGCUACGAAAAGAAAAACAAACAAGAAAAAUAAAAAGGUACAAGGAAAAAAGGAAACGAAUGUGCCCACUGAGAAAGCGACAUUGAUUACAUCAGUGUUUAGAAAACGACAUGUGGAUAAUUCACAGGUUCCGGAAAAUUUCAUGACUUCCCUCGAAGAAAUGUAUUGAACGAUUUACGAGAUAUAUUGUAUUUAUCUUUACGUGUUUUAAUACUUUAAUGCUCAACUUUUGUAGAACGUUUUGUAAUAAAAUG